This is a messenger RNA of Cydia amplana, 1490 nucleotides long. RefSeq names its product translation initiation factor eIF2B subunit gamma (gene eIF2Bgamma). Gene Ontology annotation, cellular component: guanyl-nucleotide exchange factor complex; eukaryotic translation initiation factor 2B complex. NCBI's taxonomy places the organism in Eukaryota, Metazoa, Arthropoda, Insecta, Lepidoptera, Tortricidae. The transcript is spliced from 4 exons. Bases 79 to 1458 code for a protein of 459 amino acids. Gene Ontology annotation, biological process: cytoplasmic translational initiation; biosynthetic process. Gene Ontology annotation, molecular function: translation initiation factor activity; guanyl-nucleotide exchange factor activity. The record is from RefSeq and is a predicted model, not a curated record.
UUGCAUAAAUUAACAUUUUUUAUCACCAAAAUCAAGUUGUGUUAAUAAAUAACCUAUAAGAAGUAAUUUCUUGUAAAAAUGCACAAGAAUCCAGAAUUUCAAGCUGUCGUCUUGGCAGCGGGCAGAGGUUCUCGCCUGCCAGAUGUUGGCGGUUCGGUAUCAAAAUGCCUUCUUCCAGUUGGACCGUAUCCAGUGCUAUGGUAUUCUUUGCAUUUGUUGGAGAAAAUGGGCUUCCAAGAAACAUUAGUUGUGGUGCUGGAUGAAGACAAUUCCAACAUCCUCAACGCUUUAGAAAGGUGCCCGCUAAAGAUCAAAUAUGAACUCAUAGUAAUACCGUCAGAUGACGACUGGGGCACAGCGGACACCCUUAAACACAUCAGCAGUAGAGUCGUCACAGACCUCUUGGUUAUCUCUGGAGAUCUCAUCACCAAUAUAAAUCUCAAUGAAGUGCUAAACCUGUACAGGAAGCACGAUGCAGCACUCGCAGCACUAUAUUUCAACAAUGGUCCUGAAGAGUGGAUUGAACUGCCGGGUCCUAAAACCAAGGCUAAGCCUGACAGAGACCUGGUUUGCAUAGAUAAAGAAACCCAGAGGCUGGUUUUUGUAGCCAGUGCAAGUGACUUUGAAGAUAAUGUCACCUUACCGAGACUCAUCAUAAAAAAAUUCAAUUCAGUAAGCAUGUACAGCAGGCUGCUAGAUGCUCAUGUCUAUGUGAUGAAGCACUGGGUGGUGAAUUACUUAGUGGAGGCUAAUAAGUUUAUUUCGCUAAAGGGGGAAUUGGUGCCACACAUUGUUAAGAAACAACUGAGCAAGCCAAAAAAUCCAUCGGAUAAAAAGGGAUUUUCUGAGAAAAACCUUGAUAUUUCUAAGGAUAUAUUCGACUAUGCAGUGGAGCAUGGCUAUGAGAGCCAGAUCCGAGAGAUGUCCCAUUACAAUGACCAUGAGCUCGGAACGAAAGGGGUGUAUUAUAAUGACUUACUUAGAUGCUACGCACAUAUUGCAGAGAAGAACACUUAUGGUAUUCGUGUUAACACACUUUCAGCUUUUUAUUUAUCAAACAGUAAGAUACUCUCAAAAUGGGAGGAGCUGACUGGUUCUCCAUUAACAGAAAGAUUCUAUCCAACUAGCGAAGUUAAAACGAGGCAGAUAGAUGAAACCUCCAUAGUCGGAGACAAGAGUGUUGUCAGUGAGAAGACUUCAAUCAAAAACACCAUUAUUGGUGCCAACUGUACCAUUGAUAACAAAGUUAGAUUGACUAACUGUAUAUUGAUGAAUAAUGUUGUAAUUAAAGAAGGUUGCGUCCUCCAAGACUGCGUAGUGUACACUGGCGCCAACGUGGAGCCUGGGUGCAACCUCACCUACUGCCUCGUCGGCCCACACCACACUGUACCCGAGUCCACCACCAGUAACCACCAGAUCCUUACCGAAACUACUGAUAAUAUGAUAACGCUUGGGUAGAUUUAUUUGGAAAUACAUUUGUUAUAUUGUAA